Molecule: messenger RNA, 1488 nt
Organism: Solea solea (common sole)
Lineage: Eukaryota; Metazoa; Chordata; Actinopteri; Pleuronectiformes; Soleidae
Product: growth arrest and DNA damage-inducible protein GADD45 beta-like
Exons: 4
Coding region: 149-616 (155 amino acids)
Biological process (GO): regulation of cell cycle
Cellular component (GO): cytoplasm; nucleus
Source: RefSeq, a predicted model, not a curated record
AACAACAAACGCCGCAGACGCUGCUCUUCUUCGCACGGAACAGUCCGGACGCACUGUGGGAAAAUCACUCCACCGGGACUAUCUCUCUCUCCUGCUUCAUUUUUCGCCUUAGCUGGAACUAAUUUGUGAUUUCUUUAAAAAAAAGAAGAUGAUUCCAGAGUUAAACUACGACUCCGUGGAGAACAGGAUGCAGUCAGUGGGUCUGGCUCUGGAAGAGCUUCUGGUAACGGCUCAGAAACAAGACUGCCUCACCAUUGGCAUCUAUGAAUCAGCCAAACUGUUUAAUGCAGAUCCAGAUAGCGUGGUCCUGUGCGUCCUGGCCUGUCGCCCUGACGAUGAGGACGACGUGGCGCUGCAGAUCCACUUCACGCUGCUGCAGUCGUUCUGUUGCGACAGUGGCAUCACUAUCCUGCGAGUGUCCGGCCUUCAGAGGCUGCAGCAGCUGCUGGGAUCAGUGGACGCCAACAGAAACCAGGAGGAGCACAGGGACCUUCACUGCAUGCUGGUUACGAACCCCCAGGCUGACCACUGCAGGCUCCAAGAGGUGGGGAUCUACUGCCAGGAGAGCCGACGCCUGGACCAGUGGGUUCCUGAACUGGUCCUGCAAGAGCGAUGAAGGAAACCCCCGGACAUGCAAACGGCAAACACAAGAGCUCUUCCUCAGGCUCAGAUAGAGAGGAGCUGAGAGAUCCGUCCGUUGUAGGUCAAGCAGGUUUUGCCUGGAGGGAUCCGUCCAAACGGACAACGAGCAGGAAGCCAAGGAACGCCGCGUCCGGUGACGGAAGAAUGAGGACGGACAGAUUGGAGACCGGUUUCUGUGGUUGAGUGCAAAAGAUUCAGACAGUGAAGUUUUACAUGAUUUAGUGAAACAAAACCCCGAGCUUCAACUUCAUGCUUCUGUUUGGCAACGCGCUUGGGUCGUGACAGUGUAACCAGUCGAGGAGUAAUCGCGUCCACGCCUCCACUUGCUUCAUGGAGAUGUGUGGUUUUCGAAGAACAGCAAAGGAAUGCUGUCGUGGUGAAACUAUGCCCAACAUUCCUGUGUACUCUGACAUGGGAGAGGUCCUUGGAGAGAAGGUGUGUGUGUGUGUGUGAGUGUGAAUGUGUGGUAUGUGUGUGGAAUGCGUGUACAAUACUUGGUUCUUUCUUUAGAAAAGACUGGGCGUUCUGCGUGUGUGUGUGUGUUCUUUAAAUGAGCAGCUCAACCUGCAGAGAAAUCAUUACCAUGAAAACUCAACUCCAAAUGAUGUUCAAGCUCAAGUCACACAGGAGGAAAUGGUGUUUGCAGGACUGAAUAAACUGUAAUAAGUAUUGUCUGUGUGGUCAAACAAAAUGUCAAUAUCCUUAGUGCCUUCAGGAGGAAUGACUGAUAAAAUGCUGUUAUCUUAAAGUUGCGUGAGUACACUGUUAAGUUAUUACUUGUACCGGUUGUUUGAAUACGUAUUUAUUGUUUGAAUUAACUAAGUCAAUAAAUUAUUGUGUCCAUAA